This is a messenger RNA of Toxorhynchites rutilus septentrionalis, 6810 nucleotides long. It is a transcript of the gene Mcr, whose product is annotated as CD109 antigen. Gene Ontology annotation, molecular function: protein binding; endopeptidase inhibitor activity. Lineage: Eukaryota; Metazoa; Arthropoda; Insecta; Diptera; Culicidae. Gene Ontology annotation, cellular component: extracellular region. Bases 566 to 5956 code for a protein of 1796 amino acids. The record is from RefSeq and is a predicted model, not a curated record. The transcript is spliced from 8 exons.
UUCAUUCGCAACGGUCGUGGUUUUCCAUCUUUUCUCCUUCGAUUGAUUUGCAGUUGGCACGAGCCUCUUGGCAUUGUUGUGUGCGCGGUGUUUCGUACGGAGGCGGCUUUUAUUGUACGGUGAAUUCAAACGUACACUUAUCCGAAUGCGCGAAGGUGUGCGUGGUGCGGUGGCUCUCUCUUGGGCGCCGUGUUUUGAUUGUGUGGCUUAAAUUUUGGAAUUCCUGUUAGGAACCAAGUGUGUUAGUUUCAGGUUCAGCCGAAUGGGCAGCGGUUGUGUGGCUUAAUCGGGCGGUGGUUAUUUUUCUGAUGUUUACGAUCGUGUUGUGAUUUUUGGGUGUCGUUUCAAUAUGUGCUUUUUUGUAAUUGCUAAAUGAGCAAAGUGGUGAACGUUUAACCUUUUGUGCAAGUGACCAGAAAUUGAAUGCUAGGAAUUGGAUAAAUUGAAGUGAUUCAAAGGGUGGGUCCCUCACGGGCCAACGAAGCGUGGAUUACUCGGUCCAACUUGGACCACAAAAGCACACUAACACAAACAGCGAGCAAUCCAAAAUAGGCCCGCCUACAGCAUGACCUACCGGCGACAUCCGACUUGGUCGGGUGUGCUUCCCCUUCUGCUGCUAAGCUUUCCGGCGCUCUUGACGUGGGCACAGCAGCAGCCCAACUCGAACGAUGUCCCCCGGUAUAAUCCGCUCGAUCCGUUCAACCGACAACGUCCCAAUCCUACCUCAAGCAGUGCAACACAGCAACCACAAACCAGCAACCCACGAAAUCCAAACUUUAAUCGCGACUUCUACGGCACCAGUAACCUCGACACGAACAAUAUUGACAAUCGGUUCGAUCCGAACAAUGGCAGAGACCGAGAUCGGGAUGUGCUAAUCCAAUCCAGCACCCCGUGGGACUACAACAACCCGAACCGAUUCCAGACAACACAGCGACCGCGCGUUAGUUUCAAUCCUUUGGCCAGCCGGAAGUCGUUCCUCGAUUCUUUCAACAACAAUGCACUUAGCAAAGAAAUCACUUACUUUGUGGUCGCGUCGCGAAUGGUUCGUCCGGGUCAGAUCUACAAGGUGUCCGUAAAUCUGCUCGAGGCCCAACAUCCAAUGGCGAUUCGCGCUAGUAUUUCACGGGAUGGAGUAGAGAUGAGUAACGAGCUCAAAUCGGUCCGUGUUGGUACUCCGGAAACUCUGUUGAUGAGAAUUCCACCAACCAGUGUUGUUGGUGAUUAUAAGCUGCGCGUGGAAGGAUUCUACGAAAACACUUUCGGUGGAUACGUGUUUGUGAAUGAAACGAAACUGACGUUCUCUCAACGAUCGAUGACGGUUUUCGUUCAGACGGAUAAACCGGUUUACAUGCAGGGUGAGAUGGUGCGGUUCAGAACGAUUCCCAUUACAACGGAGCUCAAAGGGUUCGAUAACGCAAUCGAUGUGUAUAUGGUGGAUCCAUCCGGACAUAUUACCAGGCGUUGGUUGUCUCGGCAGUCGAAUCUCGGAUCCGUCAGCUUGGAGUACAAACUGUCGGAUCAACCUAUAUACGGAGCGUGGAAAAUUCGAGUAAUAGCACAGGGACAGGUCGAAGAAGCGACAUUCAACGUGGAGGAGUACUAUCAAACACGGUUCGAGGUAAACGUAACGAUGCCGACUUUCUUUUUCCAAACGGACCCUUACGUCUACGGGAAGAUCAUGGCGAAUUUCACCAACGGGACCCCUGUUAAGGGCAAUCUUACGCUGAAGGCAACUAUAAGACCGAUCGGUUGGUUGAAUCCCAAGGCUAUAAAUCAUAUGAACAGAUUGUGGAACACUGGGAAUCGCAGGGAGUUUGACCCAAAUAUUCCGUACUAUACACAAAAUGCGAAUCCCGAUUUGUAUAACGCACAAAAUACUUUCACUAGCCAGUUUGGGCAAGAAACCCAAACCGAUCAGCAACGCUAUGCAUCCAACACAUACCAGGACUCGUACGUUGUCGAACGGCACUUUAACUUCGACGAAGCAUGGCCAUUUUGGUUGAAAAAACCCGUGGAUACUGAUGCUCAGUGGGACUCCUGGACAAACACAUACCGAGAGAGUCUACCGUACCUGAGGUUCUUCAACGGAACGUACCAUUUCCGAUUUCCGAUGUCCGAGCUUUCCCAACUCUUCCAAAACAGUAUGGCUGGUAUGGAAGUGCUCAUCACGGCACGUGUCGGGGAGCGUUUCUACGAUGAAAUCAUCGAAGGGUAUGCCAUGGCACGGAUCUACAAUUCCUCGAUCAAGAUAGCUUUCCUUGGAAACUCCCCGCAGGUGUUUAAGCCGUCAAUGCCAUUCUCGGUCUACCUGAUCGCGGAAUAUCACGAUGGAUCGAAGCUGCCGAUAGACCCAUCCUAUCCGGGUCGAAUGGAGGUUUCGGGAACGAUCGAUAGUCGUAGCGGGGGUGGUGGCCGCAAUUCGUUCGAGUCCAGGGAGCUGCAGAUGACCGAUAAGCCUGGCGUGUGGGAACUGAAGAUAGAUCUGCGUAAUGAUUUGAACCUGGAAAACACAAAGCAAACCAACGAGUUCCUCAAUGAAAUCCAGUCGAUGAGGCUGACCGCAAGCUACAUCCAUCCUUCCGGAGAACGUGCCAACGCGGAGCUGUUGAUGUUGUCCCAUUUCUCACCGAAUAACCAUAACAUCAAAGUUACAACGAGCACGAGAGACGGCAAAGUAGGAGAAUAUAUGGUUUUCCAUGUGCAAAGUAAUUUCUACAUCAAGGACUACCAUUACGUGGUCAUGUCAAAAGGUAUCGUUUUGAUCACUGGGCGGGAGAUUAUGUCCGGGGGAGUUCGAACGAUGUCGGUCGCAUUGAGCGCGGAAAUGGCACCUGCGGCCACGAUCGUAGUGUGGCACAUUGGCCGGUAUGGGAAGGUGAUUGCGGACAGCUUAACGUAUCCGGUGAACGGCAUUUCAAGAAACAAUUUCACAGUGCACAUCAAUAAUCGUAAAGCCCGAACCGGAGAGAAGGUUGAGGUUGCCAUUUAUGGCGAGGCCGGAGCGUACGUCGGGUUGUCCGGAAUUGAUAACGCCUUCUACACGAUGCAAGCCGGUAACGAGCUGAACUAUGCGAACGUGAUCACGAGAAUGGCAACAUUCGAUGAACCAACCAAUGGAACGUUCAAGCAGACAUGGAUUUCCCACCAAGGGGAUCCCGAUGAGCUGGUGUACUAUCCUAGCUCGACGUUCGGAAUCGACGCGAACAGAACAUUCGCGUAUGUUGGGUUGGUCGUGUUUACGGAUGGAAUUGUGCCGAUGCGUCCGAUGGCGUGUGAUCCGGCGGCGAAUUACAGUGAGUGUUUGAAUGGAAGAUGCUACCGAUCUGACAAACGAUGUGACGGAUACAUUGACUGCGAGGAUGGUACGGAUGAGGCUGGAUGUGACGCUAGAAACAGUUCGGCGCUGGGAGAUUUCCGAAAGUAUCGCUUCAAUAGGAUUUUCCGCCACUAUCGGAACGUUUGGCUGUGGAAAGAUAUCAAUAUAGGUCCCCAUGGGAGGUAUAUCUUCAAUCUGGAGGUUCCCCAGAUUCCAGCACUUUGGAUCGUAUCUGCCUUCGGCGUUAGUCCCAGUCGUGGCUUCGGAAUGUUACGGAAACCAAUGGAAUACGUUGGUGUGCAACCAUUUUUCAUCAAUCUCGAGAUGCCUUCGGUUUGUCGGCAAGGCGAACAGGUCGGAAUACGUGUUGCGGUGUUCAACUACCAGACAGUUGACGUUGAGGCAACGGUGGUGUUACAUAGUUCUCCGGAUUAUAAAUUCGUACAUGUGGAGGAAGAUGGAAUUGUUCGAUCGUACAAUCCCAGAACGUCCUUUGGAGAGCAUCAGUUCUAUAUAUACCUGGCUGCGCAAGAUUCCACCAACGUUUAUCUCCCUAUCGUACCAACUCGCUUGGGGGAGAUAGAAGUCACGAUCCACGCAUCGACCCUUCUGGGAGCAUCACAGAUCAGCCGCAAAAUCCGAGUCGAACCCGAUGGUCUUCCACAGCAUCGUCAUCAGUCGAUUUUGCUCGAUCUCAGUAACCGGGCUUACUUCUUCCAAUACAUGCACGUAAAUGUAACGGAAACCCCCAUCAUACCGUACGAAAUCGAACGUUACUAUGUAUUCGGUUCGAACAAAGCCAAGAUUUCCGUUGUUGGUGAUGUCGUUGGUGCGAUUUUCCCCAGCAUGCCGGUCAAUGCCACCUCGCUUCUUUCGCUACCGAUGGAUUCCGCGGAACAAAAUAUGUUCAGUUUUUCGGCCAACUUCUACACAAUCCAGUACAUGCGGGCGAUCAAGCAACGUAACAAGAAAACUGAAAAAUUCGCAUUCCAUUACAUGAACAUUGGUUACCAGAAACAGCUCAGCUACCUCAAUAGAGACGGAUCCUUCUCUCUGUUCCGAUCGGACUGGAAUCAGUCCGCUUCUUCGGUGUGGCUCACAGCUUAUUGUGCGCGAAUAUUCUCGGAGGCGUCUUUCUACGAAUACGAAAACUUCAUCUACAUCGAUCCGUUGGUGAUCCAGAAAAACAUUCACUACUUGCUGAAACACCAGAAGGAGGAUGGCUCCUUCUGGGAAGUCACGUGGUUGCCUGACCGCAAAGCGAACCAAUCUUCGCAGGAUCCGCGCAAUGAAAUUAUCCGCUCGAAAAACAUAACCCUAACGGCACACGUUUUGAUCACGCUAUCAUCGGUUAAAGAUCUAUCUGGGAGACUGAGUGCGGGAGUAGCUUCAGCCGAGCAAAAGGCUUACAGAUACAUCGAAAGAAACAUUGGCUUGCUUAAGGAGUACGGUUCACCGUAUGAAAUCGCAAUAGUGAGCUUUGCGUUGUCGAAAGCAAAGGCACCUCAAGCCGAGCAUGCGUUCAAGAUUCUAGCUAGUCACAUGAGAACAAUUGCGGACCUUGCGUACUGGGGUAACGAAGAGGUCCCACAGCCACCGAGCAAGUUGGAAAAUCAGAAGUAUUUCAGUUUGCCCAGACUACCGUACAAAUACGAUUCCAUUAAUAUUGAAACAACGGCAUACGCGCUGCUGACCUACGUGUCCCGCCAGGAAAUAUUUGCCGUAGAAGCGAUUGUGCGUUGGUUGAACAGCCAACGUUUAACCGACGGUGGAUGGGCUUCCACCCAGGACACAGGCAUAGUUAUGAAGGCACUCACCGAGUACAGUACGAGAAAUCGAGUUGCGGACGUGACUGCACUAACGCUAACCGUAGAAGCUACCUCAUUGCCAGGAGAAUCCAAAGUGUUGCACAUCGGCAAGCACAAUUUGGCCAGCAUUCAGGGAAUAGAUAUACCAAAUGCUUGGGGAACGGUGAAAGUACAGGCCAAAGGAAUUGGUUAUGCCAUCCUGCAAAUGCACGUAGAAUAUUCGGUCGAUUCGCGCAAAUACCAAACAAUGCCACCCGUGAAGGCCUUUGAUUUGACCACACGAACCAUCUUCCAUGGUAGAAAUCAGUCGCACAUUAGUUACGUCGUGUGUCAGAGAUGGACCAACACUGAGGAAUCGAUUCGCUCCGGUAUGGCCGUGCUGGAUGUGACGGUUCCUACCGGGUAUAUGAUUCAACAGCAAAAACUCGACAGUUAUAUACUCAGCAAACGAGUGCGCAACCUGCAGCGGGCAAUGUACCAGGAACGGAAGGUGUUGUUCUAUUUCGAUUAUCUGGACAAAGACUACGUUUGUGUCAACUUUACUUUGGAGCGCUGGAUGCCAGUUGCGAACAUGUCUAGAUACUUACCCAUCCGAGUAUACGACUAUUAUGCACCGGAACGGUUCAACGAAACGUUGUUCGACUCGCUUCAAACCUAUUUGCUCAAUAUCUGCGAGGUUUGUGGCAGCUCCCAGUGUCCCUACUGCUCGAUUUACAACACCGCCAUCCGAAACCCAAUUCCGACCGUCCUGCUUCUCCUCACCAGUGCUCUCGUCAUCGCUCGCCACUACCGGAUAUUGAAUCCGAACAGCUAUAUUUUUUGGAACGACUAAACGGGAAGCCGGAAUGAGUGUGAAUGUUUGAAAAAAUACUAUGAAUCUGCUAGAGUUAGGAAGCGCCGGAAGGACAGUUUAUUUUUGUCGUUCAAAUGUGUAAAUAAGUGAACUCCACAAAACUCUUAAGUUUCUGCAUGCUCGAAGAUGUAAAAAUGAGUGAAUCAGGCUCAUGUUUAUUUUUUAGAAGACUUACAGAAGAGUGUUUUUUAUAAUUUAAUUUUUCAAAUCGUACGGAAAGUGACAUUGGUCAUUCCGUAGGGUUCCUCCCAUCAGAGACAAUUUGUACAGCUUGGUACAAGCCAACAACAAAGGUAGCAAUAAUAUUACUACACAAACUAGAGAAAAAAAACAGAAACCCAUACCGCGAAGGAUUGCGAGAGGAUCGAAAAACUCUUGAGUGUUCGUUUAAUUAAGUAUUAGGGAACGCAUGGAAUAAUUAUAGUUAUUGUUUUUGAUAUAUUUUUUUAUAGUUAUUGAUAGUGCGAAUUGUAUUCGUUUUGUAGUUCUAGAUUGAAUCUCUCAUGCAACAGAUAUAUCUUCAGGCCGUCCAAACUAUCUGGUCAUUUUUUGAACUAUUUUAAGAAGUUAAUUUUAAUUUUUACUAAACGAACGAUCCGUCGAUGAGAAGAAAAAAAAACAAGAAAAGGAAGAAAUGGCACUCACAAUUUUUUUUUGCCUGAAACUGAAUGUUCUUUUCCGUAAUUUAGGAACUUUAGGCUAGAUGUCGUGAAAUCGACUGUCAAUAAUGCUAAUCUGGCGAACAGUAACGAAAUGAUACAAACUGUCAGGUGCCUUAACCAUGCAAAGAAAAACUGAAAUCUCAGUUCAAUAAAGCGCCAUUGUAAUAGUUA